Metarhizium album ARSEF 1941 is the source of this 768-nucleotide messenger RNA. RefSeq lists its product as uncharacterized. Bases 1 to 768 code for a protein of 255 amino acids. The transcript has a single exon. The record is from RefSeq and is a predicted model, not a curated record. Lineage: Eukaryota; Fungi; Ascomycota; Sordariomycetes; Hypocreales; Clavicipitaceae.
AUGGGAAGCGUCUGUCUUCCUCAGCUGCCCGAUGCUUGUGCGAACCUUGCGGGCUUAAGCGAUGUUGCGAAUUUGGCCACCAAUGUAGCAGAUUGCUCCUUUCAGCUAGGACCAUUCGUGGCCGGGAACACACUCAACUGCCUGCAGGGCGGUCUCGUCAACGGGGACGAAAUCCUCGCCUGCUUGAGCGGUACCCUUGGCUUUGGCUUGUCGGAUUGCGAACCUGCUGCGCCGGCAUGCGUAUCAGCCUUGCCUCCAGAUUGCAAUCUGCUCAGCAACUUCAACGGAUUCGACUUGCCCUCGAAAUUGCAAGGCUGCGUCGCAAGCAUUGGUUCAGGGGCUGCUGAUAUUGCCAGCAAGUGCCUCAGCCUUUCUUCCAUCCUGUCGACCACCAUGGGCAGCAGCAUCACGGACUGUCUCCUCGAUGUGCUCAAGGGCGUGUGCAUGCCGACUCUUCCAGACGCGUGCCUGAGCCUCAUCAGCCUCAACGUUGGUCAACUGACGACGCAACUGCCGCAGUGCAUCGCUGCCUUGGGGCCGUUUAACAGCGGGGGCGUGCUGAACUGCUUCACCAACCCGACUUCGGGCCCGGGGAUCGUGCUUUGUCUGAACAAGGAGAUUUUCGGCUUGCCGGCUCUUGGAAGCUUGGCAGGACUUGUCGGCUUGCCAAGUCUUGGUGGCUUGCCGGUGCCGGGUCUUGGUGGCUUGCCGAGUCUUGGUGGCGUGUCGAGCCUUGUUGGCGUGCCGAGUCUCGGUAUUUUACCGUAA